This is a messenger RNA of Lymnaea stagnalis (great pond snail), 2301 nucleotides long. The record is from the annotation of a GenBank genome assembly. Lineage: Eukaryota; Metazoa; Mollusca; Gastropoda; Lymnaeidae.
ACUGCAUGGUGUUGCCGUGAAGAAAGCAGGUCAGUUGUUGUUUUUUUCGAUCUUCCAUUUAGGUUUAGACAAUUUAUUUAAAAUCAAAACAGUAUUAUACAUCUCAAGUUUACGUCACAUAAAUUGCAAUGAAAUUCAGAUGAUUGUUGUAAUAAAUAUAAAAAUCGGUAAAAAUUGAUAUAAUCUCAAUAAAAUUCUUCUUUCAUACACAUGGCAAUGCUUGAUCCAGCAAAGGUGUUGAAUAUUUUUGUAAUAAUUUAACAAAAGAGGACAUUCUUUUUAUUGUCAAGUUUAGAUACUUGAAAGAUUUCAUUCAGUGAUUGUUUCCAGACAAAUAAUAAUAAUCAUUAUUCAUUUUUGAUAGCAACAGCAACUCGACUGAAUAGAAAAUAUUCUAAAACAAUUUUUUUUUUUCAGGUUGGAUAAUUUGAUCGUUUUUAAAUCCUGCGACAUAAAUUUUACAUCUUGAACAUUUGGGAGUAACGGUAAGACUAAGACUACCAUGUACGACUCAGGAUUUGAUGGGGAUGCUGAUCUGAUGGCCAAAAAGUGCCUUCACAUCAUCUUCAUCAUCCUCAUCCUGCUGGCCAACGGUUUGCUCAUAUUCAAGAAUGUCCGUAAAUGUGAUUUUAUGCACAAGCCAAAAACUCUGACAAUUUUAUCGUUGGCCAUGGGAGAUGUUCUUUUGGCUCUGUUUCCCAUGGUUGUGACUACUGGCCUUUUGUUCGGUGAUUUAACGACAUUAUCAUGUAGUUCGAUUUCAUCUUACUCCGUUUACAUGCCAUAUAUGAUCACUUUUGUGUAUGGUCUUGGAUUGAUGGUAUUAGGAUUAGAAAUUGUUCAACAUCACAAAAUUUCAUCCUUAAGUAAAAACUCAAAAAUCAUUUGUUCAUUGAUUGCCAGCAGUAGUCCGUGGAUUCUUGGACUGAUAAUUUUUUUGCCUCUUGGUUUUGCUAACAUUGAUAUGGACACGUGCGAGUGGAAUCAGACUAUUGCUCAGUUAAAAGCCUUGAUUGUCUUAGGCAUUCUCCUGCCAGCAUGUGUUGCUGUCAUUACUUCUAUCAUUGUCAAGUGCAUAGACCAGGCCAAGUACCAACAAUUAGUGAAUACCAACCCACAAGUCAUGGUUGACUUAAAUACUCACAACGCGGCUUAUGACAAUGCUCCAUGCAGCUUACAACUGGAAUCUAAUCCAACAGCUCCUUUCAAUACAUAUCCACAGCCGUCUGGGUUCACCACGCCAACGUAUCCUGCUGAACUCCAAUGUCCAAACGAUCAACAGCAAUCCCAACAGUUCUACGAUCCACAAUCUGCACAGCCCUACGCCCUACCCACUAAACAACACUACAUUCAUAGCGGCGACCAACAUGGAAAUUCUGUCAUCGUCCCGACUCCAAUGGCAACCAUGGAAACUGCAGUAGAAGUCGCGAUCGAUUCAACGCAGAGACGUAACAGGCUUCUCGUCAUCUCAAUCAUCUAUUUCAUAUUAGUUACGCCUUUAGCUAUUUUCCACCUCGGCUACUCUUUGAACCCAGACCCCAUACGGAUGGGACUACUGGCUUCUGUGACUAUAGAUCACAUGGUAUAUUGGCUAAAUGUUAUCAGAUCUGUCAUCACACCACUUAUAAUGCACGGCUAUUCUAAUAACUAAAGCGUUCAUUGUUAAUUCAGAGUGACGUAUAGAGCAUGGAAAUAUUUCUCAGAUCGUAUGUGGACUUCCAAUUCUCAAUAUACAACCCAUAUUACAAUACUAUCAAUGUAAAAAAAAAAAGCUGAAUUAAUCUUUUCAAAUAUUCCAUGUAUUUUAUUUUAAAGAUCUUUUAAUCUUUGUUUUGUUCAUGUGUAGCUGUACCGAGUGGUCAGUCGUUGGUGGAGGGUCACUACAGUUUAAAACUCUGAUAUCAAAAUUCUGGAAAUUAGACCUCUAGAAAUACAGCUUUUUGAGAGUAUGGUAACCGGGAAAUGAGGUCUUGCGAACAAAAGCUUCUGUUUCUGAGAGUAUGAUAGGCAGGAAAUGAGGUCUUGAGAAAUAUAGCGUUCUUUUUCUGAGAGUAUGGUAACCACGACGUGAGGUCUUGAGAAUUAUAGCUUUUGUUUCUGAGGGUAUGGCAGCCAGGAAAUGAGGUCUUGAGAAUUAUAGUUUUUGUUUCUGAGGGUAUGGCAGCCAGGAAAUGAGGUCUUGAGAAUUAUAGCUUUUGUUUCUGAGAGUAUGGCAGCCAGGACAUGAGGUCUUGAGAACUAUAGCUUUUGUUUCUGAGAGUAUGGCAGCCAGGAAAUGAGGUCUUGAGAAUUAUAGCUUUU